CGCGUACUCCUCACUGUCAUUAAAUACAGACCACUCACACCAAUACAACACAAUCUGGUCUCUCAUUACACGAAUCGCAGUCAUUCAUCGCUGUCGGGCACCGCUUCGGUCGGCAAUAUAGCCGUUGCGGAACCGACGGCCGCCGUCUCCACCCGUUCACUACAGACACCGCCACUCAAUCAGACCGUUGACUACUCGUCGGAUAUGUUUGCCUCUAAGUCUAGUGUCAACACUCCGAAGGCCUCGAGCGAAGAGGACAUGACUCGUGAGCCGCGGCGUGUAGUGCUAUCGAAGGGCGGAACGGGUCUCGGCUUUAAUAUAGUGGGCGGCGAAGACGGCGAAGGAAUUUUCAUAUCAUUCAUUUUGGCCGGCGGUCCGGCAGACCUUUGCGCUGAGCUUAAACGUGGCGAUCAGGUUAUGUCCGUCAAUGGGGUCGACCUCAGGGGCGCGACUCACGAAUUGGCGGCCCAGGCGUUGAAAAACGCCGGACAGACCGUCACUCUUGUGGUGCAGUACAGGCCUGAAGAGUACAAUAGAUUUGAGGCAAAGAUCCAUGACUUGCGCGAA
Molecule: messenger RNA, 567 nt
Organism: Medioppia subpectinata
Lineage: Eukaryota; Metazoa; Arthropoda; Arachnida; Sarcoptiformes; Oppiidae
Source: the annotation of a GenBank genome assembly